GGGAAAGAAAGGAGUUAUGUGGCUGCUCUGGAAGCUCAAUGUGAACGUUUAAAAAGCAGGCUAGCAGAAGUUCGAGGCACUCAACCGGGGGAGUCAUCAGACGCAUCAGGGACGACUAGUGGUGUAUACGGCAAGGAGACAUCCGACAUUGAUGAUUUGGUUGGUGACUUUGGGUUUUUGUCUGUGAACGCUACGUCUCGGGAUUUCUAUGGAAUUACAUCUUCAACCUCCUUUGCGGGGCUUCUCCUGACAGUGGCAAAGGGGUUGUCUUCGAUUCCGCCAUGCUUACGGACUGAAUACCCGCCCCGGUCGCAGACUGUGGGCCUUGUGCAAUAUUACUUCGAUAACCUCUAUGUGUUAAUGCCGUUUCUCAUGGAGACCAAAUUCUGGGCCUCAUUGGAUAACAUCUACCAGGAUAGUGGCAGAUUUGCGACAAGCUUCGACCAUUGGUCCCUUCGAAUGGUUCUGGCCAUUUCUCUGAUGAUGAAAUCGCGAAUGCACAUGGAUGCAGACUGCGAAGCAGCAUUGGCCCAUGUCUACGCAGCGUUAAAAUAUGCGGAAGACGUUUUACAUCCGGGCUCACUGGCGGGUAUCCAGUCUAUCCUGCUGCUGACGCAGUUCUCCAUGUUUGCACCGAAAUAUUAUAAGACAUGGUAUUUGAUAGGCAUGGCGGCGCGGGUGGCCACUGACCUGGGUAUCCACCAAGAACAACGGUCGAUAAUCAACAUGGACAGCACGGCCCUGAACCAGUCACGGAAGACGUUCCAUUGCCUCUACUCCAUCGACAGAUACGUCAGCAGUGCAUUAGGACGAGCAUAUUCGUUCUCAGAUGACUCAGUCAACGUCCCUCUCCCUUCUACUACAACAACAUUCAACUCCAUAAACCUUGGGGAUGCGAUAUCCCCCAAAAAUAUCAAAGCAGCAGCACAGAUGUUCGAUAUACGACGGCGACAAUCCAACUUCUACCAAGACCUGUAUUUUAAUGGGAGACAACUACUACCUGAUGCCGAGAAUGUCUCCUGGCGGCGCUGUGCCAUGUUGAUGGACUGGUUUGAAACUGCCCGAUCAGACCUCCCGCCUCAUCUGAUACCACUAUACCGGCUUGAGCUACUAUUUACCUGCAUUCUGGUACUCUCUCCAUCCAAACGCGCACCAGAAAUAAGCAAGUUCAACCAGAUAGUGUUGUUUGAGUAUACUGUUGAUUUUCUAGUGGAUUUCCAUACGUUCCUCAACUCAUCAGCGCCCUGUCUACCAGUGACGUACAUUGACUUUGAGAGGGUGUACACCGUUUCAAGUAUCUUGAUGGUCACACUGGAGAACUACCAUACCGAGGUACUAAGUGAGGCACUUCCAGAACACUUAACGCCAGCGCCUUCAACAAAUGAUAUAGGCGAAACCCCAUUGCCGCCAUACAUCGACCGGGCGAAACGUGUGAACUCCACCGCCCGCGCGUUGGAAGCCCUGGGCAAGACCCAGUCUAUCCUUGAAGCCGCAGGGCGUAGAUGGGGCUUACAUAGCCUGCUGAAUGAUUUUAGGGGGCGAGUAGGGCCUACGACGUCGAUACUUACCUACAAGUAUGGAGAGAGCCAUACAGUUGGUUCUUUGCUACAACAGCAGCAGCAGCAGCAGCAAGGCUCUAAUGGAGUAGCAGGCUCGGGCUGGAUACCUGGCCUGAGGGGGCCGUUUACUGGAUAA
Messenger RNA from Trichophyton benhamiae CBS 112371, 1695 nucleotides. RefSeq names its product C6 transcription factor, putative. The record is from RefSeq and is a predicted model, not a curated record. Gene Ontology annotation, molecular function: DNA-binding transcription factor activity, RNA polymerase II-specific; sequence-specific DNA binding; zinc ion binding. NCBI's taxonomy places the organism in Eukaryota, Fungi, Ascomycota, Eurotiomycetes, Onygenales, Arthrodermataceae. The annotation marks the transcript as partial. The transcript is spliced from 3 exons. Gene Ontology annotation, biological process: positive regulation of transcription by RNA polymerase II; DNA-templated transcription.